Messenger RNA from Macrosiphum euphorbiae (potato aphid), 291 nucleotides. The record is from the annotation of a GenBank genome assembly. Lineage: Eukaryota; Metazoa; Arthropoda; Insecta; Hemiptera; Aphididae.
AUGAUUUAUUCGCUGUUGCCCCAUGGCACCAGGACUUACGGAAUCCCCGUCUGUGUAGCUUUACCCAGUGCUCCUGAUACAAAUCACCCCAUACAAGAUCAAAUUGGUGACGAUCUAGUUGCAGAAACUAUACACUACAAAAAAAAAAUUGGAGACACUCAACACUAUCUCGUGAAGUGGAGGGAUGUCGAAGAACUUUCAUACGUGAGAGAUACAAUCGCACAUCAAAAGUUUCCGCAAGUGGUCAUCGCUUUUCUAGAGAGGCACCUUGUAUGGGACACAGUUUAUUAG